AUGGAUAAUAAUACAUUGGGAUCAUAUAUCAGUGGUUGGCCAAUGGUGGAAACGAAAACACAACCUGAAACUUAUCAAACCGAGGAACAUGUUAUUUGGCAAAUUGAGCCAAACAUUGAAAAUAAACAGGAAUUUGUUAGCGAUAAUCAUAAUAAUAUAAUACAACAAAUUCCAUUAACAUAUCUUACAUCGAAUGAUAAAAAUAUAAAUUGUAAUAAUAAUAAUAAUAAUUUGAGAACGAUUGUGAAACCUAUAACAUAUGUUAUAAAUCCUAAUAAUGUAUGUGAUUUAAAUAAAUAUUGUGAUGGUAAUCAAAAUGAUGGAAACAUUAUAUUAAACCAACAACAUUCGAUAGUUUUAGUUAAAGACUUAAGUUUGAACAUAUUGAAAACAAACGAUUGUUUGGAAGUGGAAGAAAACAAAUUUGAUGGAAAUUUCCUAACUAAAAUAUUGGGUCAAAAUAAAAUAAAUUCAAGUUCUAUAAUAUUAACAAAUGAAAAUAAAGAUGUUAUAAAUAAUGGGGCAGGAGUGGUGGCAUGUGAAAAAAAAAAAAAAAAAGAAGGAAAUGAAAUAAAGUGCCGAAAAAAUAAAAUAAUGGAAUCUGAAAAUAAUAAUAAUAAUAAUAAUAAUAAUUUAAUCAAAUCAAAAGGUGAAAGAAAAACGGGAACGUGUAAAAAACCAUUGAGAAAAAGGAAAAAUUCAAAAUUGAAUAAGAAAACUCUCGCGAAGAUUCUACCGAAAAAAUCAAAUCCGUUGAAAAACGUGAAAGGCGUUGGAAAAACGGAAAAAAUCGGGAAUGACGUCAUUAACGACGAUGUCGAUGUCGAUGUCGAUAUGGCGGAAAAAAAUCUUUUCGAAUUGACUAAAUUAGAAGAUAAUGUUAAUGAAGUGAUGGAAAGAUUGAAAAUCGGUUGCGAUUGUUCCGAUACAAAUUGUUUCGAAGGACUAGAUCCAGACAAAGUUUUUAGACAUAGGUUAAACAUAGCGGAUUUAACAAAAGCCGAACACGACAUGUACCUAAUGGGUGUCAUAAUGGCGUCCGUACAGAAUUUGGAGGAAACCUGCAGGCACAAAGAAAGAAUAAGAAUAAGAUCUUGUUAUGCUUAUCAGGUGAGUAUAUUUAAUAAAAUUUUUCAAAUACCGUUAUGUGCACCUCCUAGAGUAUAA
Messenger RNA from Pediculus humanus corporis (human body louse), 1167 nucleotides. RefSeq lists its product as uncharacterized. NCBI's taxonomy places the organism in Eukaryota, Metazoa, Arthropoda, Insecta, Psocodea, Pediculidae. The coding region runs from base 1 to 1167 and encodes 388 amino acids. The record is from RefSeq and is a predicted model, not a curated record. The transcript is spliced from 5 exons.